UUCUUGAGCGGCUGGCCCCGACUUCUUCCCACUUCCCAAGAAUUCUCUCUGCCUGCUACCGUCGCAACGUCGCAACGGCGAAUUCUGAAAGAGCACCUCCCAAACACAUGGCACCCUCGAAGGAAUUCACGAUGUCAGGUAUCAACCAGAUUAUCCAGACCUUUGAGGGUCUUGGCGAAGGCGAACGCGAGACGACAAUGAAAGCACUCUCCACCAUGAUGCGCGCCGAGAAUCAAAGCCAGCCCGCCAAAAAGAAGGUCAACGGAUUCAUGGGAUACCGUGCAUACUACUCGUCUCUAUUCUCCCUGCUCACGCAAAAAGAGAAGUCUCCCAUCAUGACAACUCUCUGGAAACAAGACCCAUUCCACAAGGAGUGGGAUUUCAUGUGCGCGGUUUAUUCGGCUAUCCGAGAAUUCCUCUCGGACGAGGAAGUUUCGCUGCAGGACUGGAUCCAAUUUGCGGUCAAGCACCUGGGAAUUGUUGUCCGUGAGAAUUACCUCGAGACUCUGGGCUGGGAAUUGGUCAAACUCGAGGACGGUACGCACAAGGUCCAGCGCACUGCAACUCGCGUUGUCCAGGGUUAUUCUCAACCGAUGAAUGGGCUCGGCCUCUUCAUGAACUGCCUGAACGACGGGCUGCCGGUCAGCAACCCGCUUCCGAUCAUCGCAAAGCUUUCCGCGUUGACGAACGACAUCAUUUGCAUCAACACACAGCGCGGGGCUGCGGCGAAGCCGAGCAACACCAUGGACGGAUUCCGCCAGUUCGCGAAAAAUCAUCCGCAGCUCGCCAUGUCGGCGCUGUUGCAGGUCCCUGCGGCGCAUCCCGUCAUCACUCAGGGCGUUACGGUGCACAAUCUUUCAGACAUCAUUGGGCUGCCAACUCCCGAACCUUUCUUUGCGGCUCAGGACGAGGACCCUGAGCUCGAUGCGAUGCUGGAGAGAGUCCUCCGCGGCGACGACCCGGGAAACUUCGGCAACCAGUUCUUCCCCAUGGACAUGGGGAACAGCGCGCAGGGAUUCAAUUGAGACAAGUCGUCCCAGACAGCCCACCCAGCAAACCCAUGUUGCACGACGCGCACCGGCAUGAUUCAGCGCCACGAGAGCCGACCUGAGAUACAACCCAGGGACACGGUCGCCACGGCACUGGAAAGCGGGCGGCACCUUCGCGAACAUCCUGCUGUUUUCAAAAAUCCGGGUGGCUUGCGGCAUGUCCAAAUGAUUCUGUCAGCUCUCAUUGCUGAGCAAGCAAAGGAACGCAUGCAACCAGUCGCCACCGUUUCCAUUGACCAAGUUUAUUCCGUACACUAACCCCCCCCCC
Messenger RNA from Thermothielavioides terrestris NRRL 8126, 1317 nucleotides. RefSeq lists its product as uncharacterized. The record is from RefSeq and is a predicted model, not a curated record. Gene Ontology annotation, molecular function: DNA binding, bending. Bases 132 to 1025 code for a protein of 297 amino acids. Gene Ontology annotation, cellular component: nucleus. The transcript is spliced from 3 exons. Gene Ontology annotation, biological process: positive regulation of mating-type specific transcription, DNA-templated. Lineage: Eukaryota; Fungi; Ascomycota; Sordariomycetes; Sordariales; Chaetomiaceae.